Messenger RNA from Laetiporus sulphureus 93-53, 4264 nucleotides. RefSeq lists its product as uncharacterized. Bases 161 to 4264 code for a protein of 1367 amino acids. The transcript has 15 exons. Gene Ontology annotation, cellular component: trans-Golgi network. NCBI's taxonomy places the organism in Eukaryota, Fungi, Basidiomycota, Agaricomycetes, Polyporales, Laetiporaceae. The record is from RefSeq and is a predicted model, not a curated record.
GAGGUGGCCACUGUGGGCCGGUGCAUCCAACUCAUUCCACCGUCUCUCUCGCCCCAGGUCUUCACGGAGGUCAGCGCACUGUCGAAACUUCUCAUUAUUGCCCUUCCUUCGAAGUGAUCCUGGCGAAUGCGUCUUUCAUGGUAACAGCAGCAGGGCAACGAUGGAAUCCCAAACAUUCGCUUCGCUCGCUCAUGUUCGUAUACUACUUCUCCCUUUCGGAGACAUACGCCGGUCUACCUACGACAAGUGGGCUUCAGAGAUAAGAAGCUUUGAGAGCAUACCAUUAGGUGACAUACCCGCCGACACCAGGGAUGAAAGAGCCCGCUUCAUGCCCGGACCACUCGCUAGCGGCCAUAUACACCUGAGCUUCUCGUCUCAUCUUCCUCCACCGACUCGCGGUGCCCUUGCCCUGUUUCGUCCGUCUGACCUGCCCCUCGGUGUCAUUGGCAUCGCAUCUUGCUCGCACUCUGACGCGUUACCAUCUACACUCUCUUCAUUCACAAACACAUUGCGCGAGCUGUCUAGCAAUGGGACAUCAUUUGAAACCCCUGGUAGAUGUCUUGUAUUCGAAGAGAGCGAUGCCAAUCUCGAUGUCGGUGAUGGUUUCCCUGGGCUGGUGGUGAUCCCGUCAGUCAUGGGACAUAAGCGAAUGUAUAUUGGCACAUUGCUCGCUGAACUUUGCUCGGAUAUUCUCGGGGAAUUUGCAGUACUGAUGCAAUCGCUGGAGACUCCUCUUGGGAAUGAGUAUUUGAAUGCUUCCCUAUUUCCUUUGCUCCCUCCUCCCUCAGAACUGCCAAGGUCACUCGAUCCUGAGUUUGAUCGCCAUGAUUCUUUGCCCCCACUUCCAUCUCAGCACAGCCAGCCAGAGUUGAGUUUACUGAAUGGCUCUACACGGUCAAAGACCCCACUAUCUAGGCGCAUUUCCACUGGGCCAGGACUAUUCCAAACUCGCCAUGCAAGCCUCCCAACGAGUCCAGCGCCAAUGAAGAAACGACCCGCGGCGAUCGGUGCAGUCUCCUCCCAUGGUAGACUCUUCAAGGUUUUAGCGGAUUUAUUCCUGCUAGCUGGUCGACACGCGGACUCUCUCAUCUGGUAUACCGAAGCAAUCGCCUUAUUCAAGGGACCACAGGAUGCAAUAUGGCAUGCCUCUGCAUUGGAGGGUCUGGCUACUAUUCCAGUGGUGCAAGCGUGGUCAUCGUCACAGGCAGCCACGCUCCCCGCGGGUGAUAAAGACCCAUGGCAAGACAUUAACGACAAGCUGGUGCAAGCCAUCGCUCUGUAUUUCAAGACGCCACCCCAAUCCGACCACGAACGUACAUAUCCUUUACAGGCCUAUUUGUACAUCCAAGCUGUCCUCCGUCAGACAACUCUCCUUUUGACGACAUGGUGCGCUAAAGGAUGGGGACCGCAGACCUACGCAAGGCUCGUGCAUCCAGGGCCACACCCCUAUACCCUGCCUGUCUCGGCCGACACGAGCACCAAUGCAGAUGGUGUCACCAUUACCGUGAAGGCUCCUCCGAGGGAACUGAGCUACGCAGACAUGGAACGUCUGACAACCAUAUCCGGCAUUUCCCGUUCGCAGAUUGCAUCCGUACUUGCGCAGAUACAUGGUCCUUGGCUGCUCCAUCUGGACGCACGUGAACGUAUCAAUACACUCCAAACUGUUGCUGGCAUGUUUGGCGUGCUCGGGUAUCUUCGUAAGGAGGCCUAUAUUCUACGGGAGUUAUUGGGAUCGGUCAUGGACCUCAUUGUUUGUGGACGCGAUGAAGGCGGACGCACAUCGAAUCCGGGCCUGGGUAUCCAAAGAAAUGGGUCCGAGGAUCAUACAUCGAACCACGCUACCGUUGGGGUCAGGGAGAACCAGAGGGACGAAGGGAAUGAUGCUAUGCUCAGAAUUGUCAAGCAUGUAUGCAGAGUGCAUGGCGUCGACCUUGAGGCUGUCAAGCUCGUCGAUAUCUCUGCCCGACAUUCCCAGCCCGGCGUGGAAGAACAGGAUGUCAGCGACGAGAUUGCAGAACAGGAGGAAGAACAGUCGGUGGAUGAUCCAUUUGGUUGGCCUGAGCUACAGAUUGGCAUCGUUCGUGAGGCUAUAGCCGUUGCGGAAGCAUUGCCCGAUUAUCCGUCCGUCGCCCAAUUCUCACUUUCGUCGUUAAAGAUGCUGCAUCCUGUCAUGAGCCAGAGUGAUCAGUUCCAUUUGUACCAUACUGCUACUCGAGCUAUGGCAACAGCGAUCCGCAGAGGUGAUAGGCGGUUGGUGGAAUAUUGGGCAGGACGUCCCUUGACUAGCAUAGAGGUCCUACCGCUGCCGCUCAUUCGCAUGCCAGUUGAGAAGCCAAUGUCCCUCUUAACACAGUCACAGCAACCUUCCAGUACCAACCCCCUCUUCGUCGGAGUAAAGGACCCGUUCUUGUACAACCCUAGGAAGCUGAUGUCAGAACAGGUGCAAAGUGUCCUGGUGCAAAAUGAACGCUUCGAGGCGGUUGUGACGUUGCGCAAUCCCUUCGUCUUUGAUCUACAGCUCGAAAGCGUGGCACUCAGCACAUCCGGAGUGCGCGUAGAAUCGGAGGCUAUGGCUGUGAUUGUGCCCGCGAACACAUACCAUCCGAUCACAAUCUCGGGCAAAGCACUCGAGGCUGGCACUCUUGUGAUCCGAGGAUGCGUGGUCCAAGCGCCUGGAGGCGCCCCGCGGGAAUAUGUUCUCCCACUGUCGACGGAAGAAGAGGAAGACCGGCGGCUGCGAAGACGCAGUGCGGUAGAGUUUGAUGCAGGUCGAUCAAAACGCACGGGUCUUGAUUCGCGUCCAUGGAAGCGGGCAAAUACACGAUUGAGCAAACAAAACGCUGCGACAUUUUCCGGUCCUCCUACCGUGCGUUUUCUCGAAUGCAAGGUGGUACCGGAACAGCCGCUCCUGCAGAUUAAGAGGACCUCACUCACACACGGGGCUGUCAUGCUGUAUGAGGGGGAAACAUCUAUCAUCCGGCUUACGCUUGAGAAUGUAUCCGCGCUAUCUGUUGACUUCAUCAGACUAUCAUUCGAUGAUUCUACAAUGGCUCCAGCUCAGGAAGCUCUAGCGGACGGAGAACUGUCUGUGUCCGAAACCUACGAAACAGAAUAUGAUCUCAUUCACAGACCAGUCUUCACAUGGGAUAGCACACGGGAUGUUGCCAGGGUAGACCCAGGUGAAAAAGCUACGAUAGUCGUGAAAUGUUUCGGGAAAGUAGGAUGCGUGAAUGGUGCCAUCCAUGUCUCAUAUGGAUAUGCACGGCGAGAUACUGCACCUGAAAAGCCUGCAAACGUCUUCCACACGCGGCAACUAUCGUACCCAGUCACCGUCACUGUCUAUCAGAUGCUAGAAUGCCAUUCGAUGGACAUCCUGCCGUAUUCCGAGAUCAUUGCGUUUGCAUCGAAAUCGGCUGAUGAAGAGUCCUCUGCGACGAAGGUCAGGAAGGCACUGCUGAACGUGGACGAUGUAGAAGACUGGUGUCUUUUCUCCGUCGAGGUCCGGAAUACGUACGGUUCGCCGUUCGAGGUCACAUUUGUACGGACUGAACCAGACACUGCAUCAACAACUACUCUGGUUGCACCCGGUUCAACUGCAAGAUUGGUCAUUCCCAUCAAAAAGAUCCAUCUAUCCGAGGAAGACAUUGCAAAACCAAUACCGACAUUGUCUGACCGGCAGUUCGUCGUCACCAAGUCCAAUCUAUCAUCAGCAGAGGUGAAGGCGCAACGUGAAUUGUUCUGGUACCGAGAGGAGCUGUUCAAAGUCAUUCAUGGGCGAUGGAGAGAGACCGGCGGUACACGUGUGGGCGAUCUCUCAUUGCGACAACAGCGAAUAACAUUGCCGAUGCUGGAGGUCCUGCGGACGGAAACCGCAAGAGUGAAGAUGUCGCUACAUUGCUUUGAUGAAGAUGAUGCUCUCCAGCCUGUUGCCGUGGAUCCAUCAGGAUCCAAAUACCUUCCUCCCCCGAAUGGGUUCGUCUACUUGCGGACGAAGGUCAUAAACCUUUCCCCCACUGACAUGAUCCUGUCGGUGAGUCUCUCCAUGGAGCCUGCGCAGUAUGUCAUUUCCCAAGGAGUCCUAGUGGACAUACCACUUGGACGCGUAGCACAUGGAGAGUCCCACGAGAUCGAGAUCCCUGUUGCUUUCGUUUCCAGGGGGCGUUUCAACCUUUCGGCGGAAGUGCUCGCCCUUGGCCAGCCUGCAAGUGCAGGCCCUGUUGGUCGGGGGCAGUUGACUGCGGUUGUCGAGGAUGACUUCACAUAG